Dipodomys ordii (Ord's kangaroo rat) is the source of this 1473-nucleotide messenger RNA. RefSeq names its product solute carrier family 35 (UDP-GlcNAc/UDP-glucose transporter), member D2 (gene Slc35d2). Bases 60 to 1076 code for a protein of 338 amino acids. The record is from RefSeq and is a predicted model, not a curated record. NCBI's taxonomy places the organism in Eukaryota, Metazoa, Chordata, Mammalia, Rodentia, Heteromyidae. The transcript is spliced from 12 exons. Gene Ontology annotation, molecular function: GDP-fucose transmembrane transporter activity; antiporter activity. Gene Ontology annotation, cellular component: Golgi apparatus.
CACCGUGGGCCAGGCCAGUGCUGGGGCCGGCCCGGGGAGUCGCUGGGCCGGGGGAGGAUAUGAAGGCCGAUGGCCAGGCGGAGGGUGCGGAACUCGACGCGGCGCGGCUGCCCUCCCGGGCGGUCAAGCUGCUGUCGGCACUCUUCUACGGGAUCUGCUCCUUCCUCAUCGUGCUGGUCAACAAGGCACUGCUGACCACCUAUGGCUUCCCAUCACCGAUUGUUCUUGGAAUUGGACAGAUGGCAGCCACCAUAAUGAUACUGUAUGUGUCUAAGCUAAAUAAGCUAAUUCACUUCCCUGAUUUUGAUAAGAAAAUUCCUGUAAAGCUAUUUCCGCUGCCUCUUCUGUAUGUUGGGAACCAUAUCAGUGGAUUAUGGAGCACCAGUAAAUUAAGUCUUCCAAUGUUCACUGUGCUCAGGAAAUUCACCAUCCCACUCACUUUACUGCUGGAAACCAUCAUCCUCGGGAAGCAGUACUCACUGAGCAUCAUUGUCAGUGUCUUUGCCAUUGUGAUUGGGGCCCUCAUAGCUGCUGGUUCUGACCUUGCUUUUAACUUGGAAGGCUAUAUUUUUGUGUUCUUGAAUGACAUCUUCACAGCAGCAAAUGGAGUUUAUACCAAACAGAAAAUGGACCCAAAGGAGCUUGGAAAAUACGGAGUACUCUUCUACAAUGCCUGUUUCAUGAUUAUCCCAACUUUCAUAAUUAGUGCCUCCACAGGAGACCUCCAACAGGCUACUAAAUUCAACCAAUGGAAGAAUGUCCUGUUUGUCAUACAAUUUCUUCUCUCCUGUUUUCUGGGGUUUCUGUUGAUGUAUGCCACGGUUCUGUGCAGUUACUACAACUCUGCCCUGACCACAGCAGUGGUUGGAGCCAUCAAGAAUGUGUCUGUUGCCUACAUUGGGAUGUUAGUAGGUGGAGACUACAUUUUCUCCCUGUUAAACUUUGUAGGAUUAAAUAUUUGUAUGGCAGGUGGUUUGAGAUAUUCCUUUUUAACACUAAGCAGCCAAUUAAAACCUAAGCAGCCGGUGGAUGAAGAGAAUAUCCCUGCAGAUGUGAAGAGUUCGAUGAGAAGCUGAAUUGCAGACCUGGCCUGGGGCCGGUCUGAAUGUGCAGCCAGAAGUUUACACUUGGGACAUUCAAAGCACACACCGAGAUGCCUUCAGAUACAAAGAGAACUACCUCACAGGCCACUGCGCCAUGAGCCCUCGGGGAACCUGGGAGACCUACUGUGUGGAGCCUUCCCAGACAGCAGCCAGUUUGUUCAAAGCCACCCAUUGGGACUUGCUUGGUAGGGUCCUGAAUACUCCUAUACAUACUGCAAUGUCCCCCUGGGCUGAAGGGGGGGUGAUGCUACACUGGUAACUUGUGUCAUCAGCACCUUGGCCUUCAUUUCCAAGGUCCCAGCCAAAGCUAAGUGCAGGCAAGAACGUUUUUGUUUCAACAGUUGAAAUAAACAUUGGUUUAUUUUAAUUU